AAGUGUGAAAAACAGCCAGAAGUCACUGCCAUUAUACCUUCAAAUGGUCCCUAAACAAAUUGUUGUAAGUCAAGGACUACUGGUACUGUUACGAUCCAUUAAUUGCUUGGCCAAAUUUUAACUAUUAAAAAUAUAUAUCUUUCUCUUUCCUAAACAUUUUUUUCUCUAGAACUUCAUUAACUCUAAAAACGAGUCUCCGAUUUUGAGAGGCAGUGUUUUUUCCCAUUUAUUUUUAUGAGGAGCUGCAAAAGAAGUUGACACUAAUUAAAGAUACACUAUAAAUACAUCUGUAAGGCUAGAAUUUUGACAAGAAAAAACUAAUAAUAUGUUGGAGGAUGUGACUGAGAACUGCUAGUUUCACCUAAUAUAUCCAGUGGCUUCUUUUUGACAUGGACAUUAAUUUAUUAGAACUAUUAUGCUUUUCAAAUGGGAAAUAACUGAGAGAUAACUCUACCCUGUAAGGAUGGUGCUGACCUUAAUGAUGAGGUGAUGCAGGUUUCUAUGUUUGAAAGAAGAUUAAAUUGGAAUCCAUUAAACCUCGUUAGGCCAUAAAGGCAAAACUUGCAGAAUGCAAAUAAGUUGCCAAUGACUUUUUUUCCGUUUAAAACUAUCUGUAAAUGAAACAUUCCUCCUAAAAUCUCUCAUUCCUCAAAGAGCUGAAGUAAGCAUAAGAAAAGCAGAUUCAUGGAUUGCUCAAAUCAAACAGCCCCAAGCAAUUUUGUCCUCUCUGGGUUCCCAUAUGCAGGAGAACUUAAGGUCCCCUUGUUUCUCUUCUUCUCAGUCAUGUUUGCACUCACUCUUGCUGGAAAUUCACUGAUCAUCUUGGUGGUGAUCUUUGACCUUCAACUGCACAAGCCCAUGUACUGGUUCCUGUGUCAUCUUUCCAUCCUGGACAUGGCUGCCUCAGCUGUGGUGGUCCCUACAGUUAUUGCAGGAUUCAGUCUUGGGGGGAAUAUUAUCUCUUUUUCUGGAUGUGUGACUCAAAUAUUUUUUUUCAACUUCCUGGGAUGUGCAGAAAGCCUUCUCUUCACCUUGAUGGCUUAUGACCGCUUCUUGGCCAUCUGUAAACCACUCCACUAUGGCAACAUCAUGAGCUGGAGAGUCUGUCUUGUCCUCUCCUUGGGUACCAUAAUUGGUGGCUGCCUCAACUCUACAUUUCAGACAUCGCUCACUUUUCGCUUGCCUUAUGGACAAAUAAAUUAUAUUGACUAUGUCUUCUGUGAUAUUCCUGCCAUAUUGAAGUUGGCUUGUGCUGAUACAAAACUUAAUGAGUUGAUGACCUUCAUUGAUGUUGGUCUUGUAGCAAUGACUUGCUUUCUUCUUAUCCUAGCAUCUUAUGUUUACAUCAUCAUGGCUAUUCUAAGACUUAGUAGUAUUGAAGGACGGCGCCGAGCCUUCUCAACUUGCACUGCACAUGUUAGUGUGGUGGUCAUAUACUACCUUCCUGUGGUGUACCAUUAUCUGAGACCAGCUUCUCAGGGCUCCAUGGAUGGUGUGAUAAGCAUGUUCUAUACCACAGUAACCCCUUUGUUGAAUCCACUAAUAUAUACUCUUAGGAACAAGGAGAUAAAAACUGCUCUGCUGAAACUCUGGGGUGGGAAUGCAGAGUAAGUAGCAGAAAAUAUGUAAAAUAAUUUUAUAUUUAUUUUUUUAAAAUAAAAAUGGUGAAUAGUCAUGUUUGUUUCAAGUUUUGAAUGUGUAAAUUAUCCUAUUUUAGGGACUCUUCAUCUUUGAGGAGCUGUUAAGAAAUUGAUGGAGCCAGGUUAAGUUUUUUAAAAGUGCAGACAAAUAACUCCUUUCAUAUGACCUAUGCGGUUUUGUGUCAUCUUUCUUUCAUAAUUCAAGGAAGUAUAUCUUGUUUAGAAGGGGAAAGAGAAGAAGAAACAUAAGUUGGUCCAAAGAAAAAGAUUCCAAAGAUCCCCCUGGAGUAAUCUCAGAUAGAAGGGAAUUCUGCAGUGCCUCUGAAGGAAGUGAAGAAAGUCUGAAGUUUACAUCAUGGAGCCACAAGUGUUUCAUGAGUUCCUCUCCUGGACAAUGAUGAUCCAUCCAUAUUUUAAAUUCUGAUGCUCAUAAUGUCCUUGGUCCAGUAACCUAUGUAUGUUCUGCUCUCUUGGGCACAGUGGUGGAUGGAUUCCAAGAACUCAUCUUCUCCAAUAAUAUAGGAAACAUGGUCCCUCAAACCCUUUCCUGACAGUUGGAUGGAGUUCCACUAUCUUCCAGAAGACCUAAUUCCAAAGUGGUAUCAACGAAUGCAAAUACAACAAAAUAGAGAGAAAUAGAAACACUAAUUAGCUGCUGUUUUUAUUGAGGCUCAGUGAAAGCUACCAGACAGUUUAUAUGAAUUUACUGUUUAGAAACGAAUGCUUUGGGUGAAUUAUUGUUUCAAUCAGAUAUAUUGUGGCUUGUGAAAAAAAAUACUUUGUUCUUUGAUGUUAUA
Molecule: messenger RNA, 2437 nt
Organism: Crotalus tigris (Tiger rattlesnake)
Lineage: Eukaryota; Metazoa; Chordata; Lepidosauria; Squamata; Viperidae
Product: olfactory receptor 10G6-like
Exons: 1
Coding region: 685-1611 (308 amino acids)
Biological process (GO): G protein-coupled receptor signaling pathway
Cellular component (GO): membrane
Molecular function (GO): olfactory receptor activity; G protein-coupled receptor activity
Source: RefSeq, a predicted model, not a curated record